AUAAAUAUAUAAUUGGAAAUAAACAACUUAUCGUUUAUUACCGGUUAUCCCGUUUAUCAAACAUUUUACUGAUCUUUGAAGCUGAAUGUUCGAACAUUUGCUUUCAUACCAAACAAAUUACAGACAAAAACAACUGUUCGAACAUAAAUUAAAUUUUAUAUCAUCGUUCAAAUGUAUUUUGAACUGUUAACCGUUGUAGUACUUAAAAUGAGCUUCCUGGAGAAUUCACACAACAAUUUACUGUUUUACAGAUAGAUCAGAUAUUUUUUACCCCAUCCACACCUCAAAAUGUGUCAACAAACUAGCGUGGCAUUUACUCUUUAUCUGGAAAACAAUCAUUUUAAAGCGUAACAGACUGGUCUCUGACAGUAAGAUGACUGAGUAUUAACUUACUAUAAAAACACGCGUACAUGCAGUCUUAAACUAAGAAGAAUGGUUAAAAUCCAAUGAGUAUCCACAUUUGUUUUGCUAACACAUUUGACGUUCCAAAUUUUCAUUCUUUAAAUAGCUGCGUAGUAAUUUGGUUAUGUAUUCAUGCCCAUCUUAAAAUAAAAAGUGUUUUCAUUAUUUUUUUAAAAACAUAUGUGCACUUAUAAUACUUCAUUGUUUACUGUUCAUAAAGUUUUGCAAUAAAAAACGAGCGAAUAUGAGAAGCUAUAAGAAUGAAUAGCAGAGAACUAUUUCUCAGCAAACCGAAAGUAGAAAAGUUGACAGCUAUAAUUAUGCAUGAGGGGCGCCCCACGGGUAGCGGCGUAAAGCCCACCCUUUUCAAAAAAGGGGGUAAUUCAGAAAUAAUUAAAAAACAAAUAAAACUCCAAAAAUAAGCAUAAAAGAAACAGAAAAUUUGUUUAUUUCAGUGUAAGAUCGUAUUUAAUUUCACUCGUGAUCAUAAAAAAACUACAUUUUCAUAAAAUAUGUUUUUCUAUGACACUCGUGAAAUAAAAUACGAUCUUACACUGAAAUAAACAAAUAUCCUCUAUAUAUUACCACUUAAUUAUAUAUGUAUAUUUUUUAUUUGAUUAUAACACAUUCACAAUAAACAAUAACCUUUACUUAAAAUAAAUCUAUUUUUGUAAACAGACGCAGUUGUAUUCAAGUGCAUUUAUUAUAUAUGUGAAGCUUUGAUGCACUCGGCUCAUAGCUUCGAUAUUACAUAAUUAUGCUCUUCACCAGAGAGUUUACACCGCGUACUUGUGUUAUGUAAGAAAUGGAUUGUACAGUUUUGAUUUUAAUUAGGUGGUAGAGGUAGGAUUAUGUUAUUCUAUGGGAUUCACCAGAGAGUUUACACCGCGUACUUGUGUAAUGUAAGAAACGGAUUGUACAGUUUUAAUUUUAAUUAGGUGGUAGAGGUAGGAUUAUGUUAUUCUAUGGGAUUGAACAUUUCAAUAUUAAUGGGCUGGAGGACAUUCCUGAAAUGAUAUCAUUGACGAUAGUGAGUGAGUGGACUUUGACUGCAAGAGUUUAAACUUCUGUUUUUAGUGCAGAGUCUGUUAACCUCCCAAAGUAUGUAACACUUGUGCAUUUAAGUGCCGUCAUACAGCUGUUGUGCAGUAUUUACGUUGUUGUUAUGUUUCCAAAAUGGAGAUAUUAAAACUUCCUUACAUUUAUGUGUUAAUAAUAACACUAUGUUACCUUAAAACGACCAUACAAUGUGUGUCCACACCAGAACGAGGUCGCCGGUCGGUCUGCAACACUCAGGCACUAGACGUACCCAACGGGAACAUGGGUGCCACGUUUACAUGUGAUCAUGGAUUCACGCGGCUUGGGCCGCCCUCGAUCGCCUGCAUGAGCGGGCAGUGGACGCCCCCGCCACCUUUAUGUGUAGCUCCCACGUGCCGGAAGCCAUUACCACGCCCACAUCUACGUGUUCGUGCGGAGGUGGGAGACGCGCUGCUCAAGUUUUCAUGCGAUGUCAACUUCCGAUUAAACGGCGCCUACCAGGUCACGUGCAACGGAUUCACGUGGAGCGAGGACAUCCCUCGCGUGGAAGCCGCCGACGGCGUGCGAAUUCGAGGCGGUGGACCUGUGUGGGUGGAACCAGAACGACGCGGACCACGAGGAGUGGAUCUGGCACACUGGAAGAACGCCCACCAAGAGGACCGGACCCGAUCACGACCACACUUUAGGGUCACAGGGAACGGUUGGGUGCUGAGUCCUUCACACGCUGUCACGAAGAUUUACAGCACAAAACAAGGACUAUGCAAGCGACUGACUUCAACGUCUAUGUGUAUAAUGAAUUCCAUCAAUGAAGCCUUUGAAAAAAGCGGGCCAUACCCAAGUCUUUGCCUGUGGGAAUGUGGUGUACAACAGGAGGUCAGAUGGCAUUCCAUGAUGGAAUUACAUCUAUUACCAAAUUCAGCUGGUCAAAAGUGCUCUUUACCAUCCACAGACAGUAUUUGGCAGACUAGGAACAAGAAAUUCCACUUAAUGUAAUAGCGGUUUGGUUGUGCAUGAACAGCAAAUGCAUCCGGUGCUGGUUUGUUAACAUGCAGGGGCUGCCACUAUCUUCCUUUAGGAUAACAAGGAUGUCAGUUUCCAGCAAAAUAAUCCAGGAAGAACCCCAGGUCUUACUGUUAAGGAACGCAAUGAGGUUGUGACCAUUAGGCUCAAAGCUGUGGAGAAAGAUGUCUGGCCAGGAGACAUACUGAUGUUAUGCUUUACUGAUGUUGUUGCCAACACCUACAAACCAUUCAUUACAACUACCACAACGAACAAUGUACUGAUAAUGCAGAAAAUCUGAGCUACCUUUGUGAAAGAGGCCAAGAGAGGAUUGGAUGGUGGAGUUUCAGAUGACACAAUGCUGACUGUUUCCACCCAGCUGAUUUUGCUUCCUACUGGCAGCAGAAGGAAGUCUUCACUUUUAUUUUAAACAAUUAAGUUUUAUUGCCACCAAUAUGUCAAGAUAACAUGUAACUGAAAAGAUUGAAAUUACACCAACUUCCUUCAUUAACACAAACUAUCUGUGUACCUGGACUAUCAGCUUGAACAGUAUACUACUUCAACUACCAUUUCCUCAUAUUCAAACAUUACUAGAAAGGUCUGAAAGGCAAUCAUGCUAUCUUCAGUGAUAAAGGUAGAAUGAUAAACUCUUGUGUUAUAAAUUCUGCUGCAACUUGAGAUCACCAGUAUGUACAGACAUUGCCAAAUUUAUUGCAUUUAUUACUUGUGUCUAAUCAGUGCUUUAUGCAUAGAUAUUGUACUUGAAGUUAACUAUGAUUUUAUUAAGAUGCGAUUUUUCACUCUGUAUUGAUGUUCACAUACUUCAAUUUCUGUUGCUAUACCAGUGCCACUUACAGAUAAUCUAGAUUAAUUUGUUUUUUAUUUAUUUCUACCACUGUUGUCUAUGAUCAUUUUCAUAUCAUAUAGUUAGUACACUUCAUUAUAUACAAGGCAGUCAAUGUCUAAUUUCCUAUAACAACUCAUCAAUAAGCCUUUUGACAUUUCUGCUUUCAAUUGUCUUUAUAUUUUUCAUUAACAUUUCUUUCUAAGUUUGAAGCCUGAUCACUGUUAAAAAACAGGCUCUACUUUAUGGCUGCCUAGAAAUGUCUUACAAAUUGAUAAUUAUUUAAAAUACCAAUAACCUAAUGCCCUUAUGGAAACAUAGUCCAAACAUUCCUCAACGGCUAUGAAAUUAUUUUUGAACAAACCUUUUUGCUGUUUACAGCCUGUAAAAAAUUAAGAUUUUCCCCCAACCAAAUGCACUGCUUAACCUAUUAUAAAAGUAAUGCAAUUCAUGGAAGAUGAUACCAUUGCAAGAUGAAAAAAACUGUCCAAAACUUUAAAGGAAUUUAUAUCUUCGUGUACAUUUCAAUUGAGUUUUUGGACCGAGUAAAUCCUAGUUAUUUUAAAAAAUAUCUUCUGAGUGUGUCUUGUAUAAAUCACAGGACCCCCACAUGCUAUUCUUUAGUGUAUACACACAGCUGAGACAGGGAUAGAAUUUUUUAUUUUUUUCAUUUAAAAUAUUGCAAUUUUGACCUCAUACUAGCCCUUAUUCAUAAGUUCAGUCUUGUUUUAAGGAAAAAUUGAACUUGCUGAUUUUGGUACUUUUGGUUCAUCCCCAAUUGAUCUAAUAAACCCUGGUUUAAUAUUGAUCAUUAUGGAGAAAUAAAGACAUACUUAAGUCUUUAUAUGUAAUGUUAAUUGGGCUCAAUUUCAGACCUGUUCAGAUUAUGAAAUAAAAUACUGCAUUAUAACUUUUAUUAAAUCAUAGACCAACUAUAAAAACGCACAAAAGAGAAUGUUCCUUUUCAUAUACCUUGUUCUUAUUUUUCUGAAAUUGAACUGCUGGUGUUUAGGCAUUGGUCUAUGACAGGUGUGGUUGACUGUUGAUAUGUAAAUUUAACCAGCUACGAUAACAACAUCAUAUGCAUACACCACUGUCAGCAUUUUAACUGCUUCAGCUAAUGAAGAACUUCCAAUAGCUAUACUCUUAUAUUAGCUGCCAUUAUAAAUAAUAUUCAACAUUUGAUUGUUUAAAUCUAUUUUGUAUUACAUUUUUCCUUUGAGAUUCAUUAAAAACAUUUACAACCUAUCAAUAAAAUUUAUAUCCGUUAUGCACUUCAGUGUUCAUGUUUUGUGGUUUCCUUCUUACCAAAGCCAAAAAGUUGUUGUCAUAGCCUAUUAGUUGUUAGUUACCCAAUUUUUUAACAUUGCCAUGCUUAAGCUAGGCCUGCUUCCAUUUCCCGACUCCUUGUUGCUGUA
Molecule: messenger RNA, 4701 nt
Organism: Mya arenaria
Lineage: Eukaryota; Metazoa; Mollusca; Bivalvia; Myida; Myidae
Exons: 8
Coding region: 1579-2433 (284 amino acids)
Source: RefSeq, a predicted model, not a curated record